Messenger RNA from Zingiber officinale, 1098 nucleotides. RefSeq lists its product as uncharacterized. The transcript has 6 exons. NCBI's taxonomy places the organism in Eukaryota, Viridiplantae, Streptophyta, Magnoliopsida, Zingiberales, Zingiberaceae. The record is from RefSeq and is a predicted model, not a curated record. The coding region runs from base 79 to 1098 and encodes 339 amino acids.
GCAGUUUGGAAAGCAUUUGUAGAUGAGAGACUCCAUCCAUCAUGGGAGGUUAUUCAUGAAAAGCAAAAAGAACGAACGAUGCAUUAUAAAUAUCAUCACAGAUUGUCUCGCAAAAGCUACAUUGGCUUAGAGGCUGAAUUGAGGGAGAAAAAAUUAAUUGCUGAAAAUGAGGAAGUUGAUAGAUCGUUGCUUUGGCGUAAAGCUCGUGAGGACAAAUCUGGCAACAUUACAAAUAUGGAGAUAGCAGAAGUUGCUGAAAAAAUUGAUGACUUAUUGGAAAAGAAGAUGAAAGGAGAGUUCAAACCUUCUGGGAUGAACGAUGUAUUAACCACUGCAUUAGGAAAUCAGGAACACUAUGGACGAGUUAGAGGUGUGGGAGGAUGCGUAAAACCCCAACUCUACUUUAAAACUGCAAGAAAGAAUAGGGAAUUAGUCCCAAAGGAUUUGAUCGAUAACUUCAAAGAACAAUCGGAGGAGAAUAAGAGCUUGAAGGUUGAAGUAGAGAGAUUGAAGGCUCAACUUGCUAAGGUCAUUAAUAAUCAAACUUGUGAGGUUGUGAUAUCGAAUAAGUCCUCAAACAUGAACGACCCAAAUUGGAGAGAUGAUGUGGAGGUUUAUGAAUGUGGCACUUCAAACUUGGAGGGAAAAAAAUGUAACUUGGCUGUGAAACAACGUGAAAAUGUGGUGGCGUAUGGCACAAUACUAUCAAAAGGAGGCCCAAAUAUAUUGAUUCAUCAUGUUGCACUUGGGGAAGGGAAUUUCAAGGUAUCUAUUGAUGUUGUCUUAGAUGAAGAAGCAGAACUUCCAAUCCCAAUUCGGUCUGGACCAACAAUCGUCAAUGAUGCUGUUGGAACAAUUGUUGCUUGGCCUAAAGAGUUGGUCAUUUUACCAACGAAGAAGAAGAAUAUGCAACAUCAAUCAUUUGCUCCUUCGGAUGUUCAUGGUGAUCAGGACAAGUACAAGGAAAUUGAAAAAACUUUGUCGAUGGCAUGCAAGUAUAUCUAUUCAUAUGUUAUCAGAUUGAUGCCUAAAGAUGAGAGCAUACACAUAGAAUUUGAUGAAGCUAUGUUUGGACGUCCUAAAGUGUAUGGUUGCUAA